This is a messenger RNA of Phyllopteryx taeniolatus (common seadragon), 8212 nucleotides long. It is a transcript of the gene rab11fip3, whose product is annotated as RAB11 family interacting protein 3 (class II). The record is from RefSeq and is a predicted model, not a curated record. Gene Ontology annotation, molecular function: calcium ion binding. Gene Ontology annotation, biological process: endocytic recycling; regulation of cytokinesis. Gene Ontology annotation, cellular component: endocytic vesicle; cleavage furrow; midbody. Lineage: Eukaryota; Metazoa; Chordata; Actinopteri; Syngnathiformes; Syngnathidae. The transcript is spliced from 14 exons. Bases 1135 to 4326 code for a protein of 1063 amino acids.
GAUGACGAAGGAGAGGAAGAGGAGGAGGAGGUGCUGGGAUGCUGAUGCGAGAGAGAGAGCUCGUACGUGACAACAUCGGCGGCCGAACAAUGGAACACAUUCUCGCUAUUUAAUCCAGCCUUUUUUGGAUUCAAAGGAGCAAGGAGACAUUUUGUGCGGAAGGAUUUUUUUUUUUUUUUUUUGGGGGGGGGGGGAUGAGCCGAUUCGUCAAGGCUCUCGGUUGGCCUUAUUGAGUCUUGGACACAGGUGGAUUUCCGUCGCAAAAAAACAAAAAAACCAAAACAAACAAAGCUCCAAACGUACAUAUCACCUACGACGACAUCCGCGAAUCGGCUGACAUUAACGCCGAGUUUUUUAAAAAUAUGUCUCUAAGGACUUGGAUGAGGGACCAUUUGGCCUGGUAGCGAGCUAAUAGGCUAAUUUUGGCUAGCUCGACAGCUAGCCAAUGACAAAGAAGCGCUGGGAUGCUGGAAAGGAGGAGUUAAUGUUAUUUUUCCCCCCUCCAAUACCUUUCAGGAUAAACGCUUGACAAUCCGGUAACAAUGGUAGAAAAACGCCUAUGUGACCACACGUGUCUGUCUUAAUAUCGUUUCGUUCCGCCCCCACACUGUCAUCGCUUUUUGCUAAUUAGCUCGCGAAGGUAUACGAUGAUUUUUAACCGGCUAAGCUAAUGUUGACAAAGCAUUUGUAAGAACUCCAUUUAAUUCGAGAUGCAGUUCGCAUUUUUGUUUUUGCGGGUUCGGUGCCGAGGUGUUAUUCACGUCGUUUUGGUUCCAUUUCCCGACUUAAAGGUUUGACGAUGUUUGGGCUGAGACGGCGAGCUUUGGGAAAAUCCAUGAGUGGACCUGCCAUACCCGAUAGGCACCAAGUGAGUCAAACCGGAUUAAAGAUUUGAAGAAUUAAAUAUGGCUCCGGUAAAAAUGAGUUUGACAUCAUCAAAGACGUUUGUUAGAUGUGGUUGCCGACCUGUCAAGUUAAAAAAACUAUACUCGACAAAUGUGUAAAACUUUCCGUCACCCUCAACUUUUCCACACGCAAGAAUGACGCAUCAUCGUUAAGUUGUAUUCAUGCAACUUCAUUGAAAGUAUGGCAUUUAAGUUCGGUUUCGAGAUAAGGCACCAGGAGCCAAAAUAAAUGGAACCCACGGUGGUGUCGAGCCCUUUGGGGCAUGCGCAGUGGGAGUCGGAGCAAGCGUUUCCUCUUGGAUUUCUCACCCUGGAUUCCGACAAUGGAGGUGUGCUGUGUCAAAACAACAGUGGUCAGACAGGUUUGCAUUUUGGUGACCCCAAUCUGACAUCGCAACGAAGUGAAAUGGACAAAGGCUACCAGGAUGCGCCAGUAGAGUUGGAUAAACUUUUGUACAUUUCUGAUUAUCCCUGCGGAGAUUUGUUUUUCGAUGAGCGUCACUCCACUGCUUCUGAGACAUCACCUCAAUCGGAAAGAAACAAGGAGCCUGAUGAAACCAGUGACUUCAUGCUCUCGUGGCUGUUUUCUCCUAACCUCACUGAUGUGGUAGGGAAAAACUUUGCAUUUGACGAGGCCUCUCUUGGGGGCAACAAUGCCCUCAAUGGACAGAGUGAGCUAAUAAUCAACAGUCAUGCUACAAUACUGUCUUCCCAACAGAAGUGGAAUUCUGAAUCAAACCCAGCAGAUUCACUCAUUUCCGUUGAUCUCCUCUCAGAUGAUCAGGCUUUUGUCGCCUCAGAGCCGUCGGGCGUGUCACAUGGUGUCAGUGCAGGACUGGUAGACCUGGCACAGGAGGAGCAGAGCAGGGCUACUUCGUCAUGUGAAACUGGAGACAAAGGUUUAUUCCCAGAUCAGGUGACAACUCUGCCAGUAAACAGUAGCUUGACCCCGCUAGGGCUACCUGAGAGCAGCCUCCCACUUUACCACAGCAGCACACCACUGGCGUGGCCUCAAGGAGCUUUCUUGGAUUUAGAGAGUCCAGAUCUUGACAGUGGCCUGACCGCUCAUCCCGAUCAUCCAACAGGUGCACAGUUAGAGCUAACCCAGGAUUCGGACGUGGAACAUGCCGCCACUACAGUAUUCAGGACUUUAGUGCUACAAGACGAGAGUGACUCUUCGCCUGUGAUUUUGUCGCCGACAGGUCCUCCGGCUGAUGAUGCCACCAUCCAUGGUGAGCUCAGCUGUGGGAGCUUCUCUGUGGAAAGUACGUCAAAGGAUUUGAUGGAAGGCAAAAUAUGCUCCGUGGCCGAGCAUCAAGCCAGCGCGUCGAUGGUUUUGGAUUUGUGCUCGGCCACUGAUGGGGUCCGCUGUGAGGAAACAUGGAACUGGAAGGUACAGGAGGGAGUGCAUGAUGGAACUGCUUCUGAUGCGAUGACAGAACAGAGGGAAGAGGGGCAGUCGCCGUCUGUUAACCAUCACCAGGAUUUUAAUGUUCUGGAGUUGAGCAGUUGUACUGAGGAGACUAAAUGGACGAGUGAGCAAAGUGUGGAAACUGUUUCCCACUCUAAGAUGGUGGGAGAUGAUUCACUGCCAAUGGUUUCAGCUCUGAAUACAAGAGAGGAAGAUGCCUCCCCUCUGAAAACUGUAUUUGAUGCUUUAGACCAGGACGGAGAUGGCUUUGUUCGCAUUGAGGAGUUUAUGGAGUUUGCUGCUGCCUAUGGGGCUGAUCAGGUUAAAGAUCUGACCAAGUUUUUGGAUCCCAGCGGCCUGGGAGUAAUCAGCUUUGAAGAUUUCCACCGAGGAAUUUCUGCUAUCAGCAAUGGAGGUCCGGAGCCACAGCUGUACAGUGCAAACUACAGUCCAGGCGACGGAGCAGUGGGUUGUCCGGAAGAAUACGACGAGCAAAAUGAGGUGACAGACAGCGCUUACCUGGGUUCAGAGAGCACGUACAGCGAAUGCGAGACCUUCACCGACGAGGACACCGGUGCCCUCGUGCCCCCUGAGAUGCACGAGGAUGUGGACACGGACAGUGGUAUCGAAGCGGCACUUCACGACCCCGAAGAGGCCAUAAAUAGGUUCUCCCUCAACUCGGCGCUGCACAACCCCUCCCUGAUGACGGUCAUCGGUGGCGAGGAGGAGCAUUUUGAAGAUUUCGGGGAGAGCAAUACCUCAGAGCUUCUGCUGGAGAGCGGCGAGGAGGGCACUGAUGGCAUGGUUGAUUGCCCUCUGGCACAGAUGCCUCAGCAGAUCGAUGUCUCCUCUCUGCUCUCUCCCAGUGCACCCGUUCCUCUCCCCGACUGCUUUCAGAGCUUCCUCAAGGAGGAGGCACUGGACUUUUUCUGUAGCCAAUGUCACAAACAAAUAAGUCGCCUGGAGGACCUUUCCACUCGCCUCAAUUUCCUAGAGAUGACUAGUGCUGGCAAAAGGCUGUCCAGCAAGAAGGUGGCAAGGCAUCUUCUGCAGAACAGCUCAUUAACGCUGGACACGGUGAGCGACCUGACCCGUGACAUCCUGGAGCUGGCUGACAAUGACAUCACAGACAAGAUGCUCCUGCUCGAGCGUCGCGUGGCGGAGCUCGAAAAGGAGUCAGAAACUUCGGGGGAGCAACACGCGCGCCUGCGGCAGGAGAACCUUCAGCUGGUGCACCGCGCCAACGCCCUUGAGGAGCAGCUGAAGGAGCAGGAGCUGCUCGCAGACGAGCAGCUGCAGCACGAGAUCCGGCGCCACAAAGAGGCUCUGAGCAAGCUGGAGAGGGAAAGAGGGCUGGAGUUGGAAAACCUGCAAUCCAGAUUGCAGCAGCUGGAUGAGGAGAACAGCGAGCUGAGGUCCUGUGUUCCUUGUCUACGAGCAAACAUUGAGAGACUAGAGGAGGAGAAGCUGAAGCUCGAAGAUGAGGUGGACUUAAUGUCCGACAAGUGGCAGGAUGAGAUGGAGAGCCGGCAGAAGAUGGCCGACAAGCUGAGCCAUGAACAGCAUCAAAACCAGAAGGAGAAGGAGAGCACUCAAGAACUGAUUGAGGACUUGCGUAAGCAGCUGGAGCACCUGCAGUUGUACAGGCUGGAGGCGGAAGCAAAGCGGGGCCGCUCACCCAGCGCAGGUCUGCAGGAGUAUCAGACCCGCACCCGAGAAGCAGAACUGGACCAAGAGAUCAAACGACUCAAACAGGACAACCGGAGCCUAAAGGAGCAGAACGAUGAGUUGAACGGCCAGAUCAUCAACUUGAGCAUCCAGGGAGCCAAGAGCCUGAUGUCUGCUUCCUUUUCCGACUCCCUGGCAGCUGAGAUCAACUCUGUGUCCCGCUCUGAGUUGAUGGAGGCCGUCCACAAACAGGAGGAGAUCAACUACAGACUCCAGGACUACAUUGACAAAAUAAUUGUGGCCAUCAUGGAGUCGAAUCCCUCCAUGCUAGAGGUCAAAUAGGCACCAUCUGCAUGAGGGGAAAAGAAAAGCCACACAGUGACCUCAUCAUCUAGAAUAACAACACGUAAUCAGACACAAUAAUAGAAGAUAUUUAGAUUUGUGAGUAUGCGUGCGCAUCAGGUGCUCCUCAGGUUCUGUUGACUUCCAUGUGUUUUGGCCAGAGGAACCCGAGCCCGGUGAAUGAACGUGUGAAAAUUAAUCAUCCCGCAGCCCCUUCAUCCCUAAGGUUUUUCCUUCAAAAGAAGGACUAGGCAAAUGUAUACCUUGAAGGCCUUAAACGCAGAGGUGAUCAAAUGUAUCUUGCGUACCGUACUCGCCUCAGUUGCAACUGGAAUUGUCGGGAUUUGGACCGCUGUCUCUACCGCUGCUGACUCGUGGUGUGAAGCACUGGUCAGCUCAGUUUUGGACUUUUUUUGUUAACCCAAGUGAAGGAUAUUUCUUGGGGAUGAGGAUGAGAGAGAAAUGCCCAGCAUGUUUUUGUUGUUUUGUGUGUGGGAUGUGACUUUUUUUUUUUUUUUUUCCUAAUGAAGGACCUGGGUGACUUAUGAAUUGCAUCUUAUUAUUAUUUUUUUUUCCCCCCCUUCAAUGAAACAGGGUCCUGGAGCUCAGGUGGGCUGGAAAGUGAGAACGCACGCCUUUAUUAUCAUCAUUAUUAAAAGGAAUGAUAUAUAUAUAUAUAUAUCAGUCUUUGCCAACCUUUAUUGAAUCAAAGCACAUAUUUGACAUAAGACAAACUUCACAGCAUACCACCAAACAAAUGUGCCACAAAAAUAACAAAUUAAUUAUAUACCUUCUGCCAUCUAGUGGAAGGACAUUUGGUUCUGCCCGUCACGCUACGUCGGGUGCAUAGAUAGAUACAAGAAAAAUACCAUAGUUUUAGUAAAGAAAUACGAAUUUUCGGGCCAAUUGAGUGAAAUUGGAUAAUUUCCUGCUCUGAUUGGUAAUCACUGACAUGGAGUACUGACAAUGAAACACUCCCCACCUGGUUCCAGUGUUCUCUUGCUGAGUGAAAGGGUUUUUGUUGUUGUUGUGAAUUAUUGUCAAUGAAACUGUUGAGACUGAAAAGAUUUUUAUCUGGUUAUAUGUGACGAGUAUGGAAAACCAUGUGAGCAUUUCUCAAUAUCGUUGAUAUCCAGCUGAAGGUGAUCAAAGGUUAUAUGAACUAGUACGCUCUUUUCCCCCAAUUCAAUGCGCAAGUAAACAUUUAUUUCCUUGACUAGUCCUACUACUUUGACCUACUAGUAUGCUGUUAAACCGUACUAGUGAACUGAGCUGCCAGCUAGUAGACGUGUCAUGCACUUGUAGCCUCCUUAUCAAGACCUGCUAGUGUGUUGGAGUAUAAAUAAAAGCUAGUGUGCUGCGAAUAAAUGCUCAAAUUACUUUCUUGCAAGCUGUUAGAGCAUUUAUCCGAUAUCUGUGAUCAAGCUUAAGGUCCAUGUACUAGUACCUUCUUUGUCCUCACAAGUAGGACUGUGUUGGUGUACAAGGAGGACAGCUACUGUGCAUGUUACUAGUGAGGCAAAACUGCACCAGUUGGCAACUGUGCGUGACACAUGCCUAGUCUAGUUGGGCCUAAUAGUGUUACUAGUACAGCACAGUAUUUUACUAGUGAGGAAAAAAAGAGCAUAAUAGUACCUGGACAUGAAGAUGAAUAUCAACACUAUCUAAUAAAUGCUCUUUACAGAAAGCCGUUUGAGCAAUUAUUCAAACUCCUCGAUAAGAACGGGGGACUAUGCCUACUAGUUUGCCCUAGUAGUGUUACUAGUGCAGCACAGUAGUUUGCAAGUUAGGACAAAGAGCGUACUCGUACAUGAACCGAUAACAAAGAUAAUGAUUAAAUGCUCAAACUGCUUUUAUACAAGAGUCUAAUGGUUGCACUUUGCACAAUUUUUAAAAUCAUGUUGUUUUUGUUUCAUUGAAUGGAUCAAAAUGGCAAAAUGACAAGUUUGUGGGAUUCAAAGCACGCUCAGGUGUGGGCUCAUGCAAUGACCAACCACCGAGGCCAUCAUAACUGCCACAUUUAAUCGAAAAUACUUCGCUAAUGACAAGUUUUCGCAGUCACGUCUCACGGAUUACGUCACCAGGUGGACUCAGUGGACUAGUCGGGAUGAUGCACGGAGCAAACCUUCAAGCGUAAUCUGCUUUUUUAAAUUUUAUUUUAUUUAUUUAUUUUUUUUUUUAUAUGAAAAACCCACGUUGCACACCAAUGCUGCAUUCUUCUGAAUUUUGAAGGACAAUUGAACAAUGGAUCCAAGUAUCAGAUCUUGACGGGGUGAAAAAAAAAAAGAAAACGAAAAAACUGUCCUGCUUUGCUUUCUGCACAAAAGGUUCUCAUGCUCACUUCUUUGUCACUCACAACUCUUCACCUGCCACUCCUCGGAAUAUGGCCUUGGAUGUAAAUGACUUGUAAAGUUUUUUACUACGCUCAUUCUAGAUUGUAGGUAUUUUUUUAGCCAGAGGGGAACAACAGCAACAACAAAAAUUUAUUUUCUCAUCUUUUAAGGUGAGGCUGUCUGUAUUCCUUUCUAGCAUGUAGCGUGUACAGUUCCCCCCCCCCCCCCCCCCCCCCUCAUUCUUUGGAAUCACACAGAUAUUUAUUCAAUAAGUGACACAAAGACAACACACUUGUUAUCGUCUACAAAAAUGUUUCAUCUUUGUUUUGAGGUGAUAUUAAUUCAUGGUGACUAAGAGAAAUGUACAUAUCAUCUCAGCUCGUGCGAAAUAAUUUGCUGCGAGAGUUCGUUAAUCGAGGUAUGCUUCUGUAUAUUAUUGUGACCGCACGAGGGUCGUUCUUAGAUAUACAGCUUCUAGAGUCGUCUUCCCGUUUUGGAGUCAGGUACUGCAUGGAAACACUGAUUUUCAUUGUAUUCUUACCUAUUCAAGCUACUGACAGAACAUGAACACUUUGUUUUCUCACUUUUAGUGUGAUUGGAGCUGUCCCCUCACUUAAUUAUUAUUAUUUCUUACAGCAGUGGUUCUCAAACUGUUAACACCUUAUUUUUUUUAAAUUCAAUUAAAUUGUGUUGCAUAAAGGUUCAAUGAGAUUCAAUGCAGAUGUGUUGUACUAAAAAGUUAAAUACAACUGAACUGUAAUCAGACAGUGAUUAUUUUGUGUACCACUAAGAGGAGGCCGCAUACCACUUGGGGUACCAGUAAUACACUUUGAGAAUCACUGCUUUACCGUUACACAGAAUCAUUCACGCUUUACAAAGAGGAAAAGUCUCUAAAUAUUGAGCAUGAGUGAUGGUUGGAGCACUAAUGCAUUCAGAGAGUAACGUGCAACUUUCCCUCUCUCUUUUUUUUUUUUUUUUUUGCAGAGAUGAUUGCACUUUAACCACAUUUGAUUGUUUUUGACCAAAUAUGUGCUAAUAUAGCUCCAGUUCAUCUGAUUCAACCAAAAAAAAAAAAAAAAAAGUAUCACUCUGCUAGUCUAAAACACUGUGCCUGUGUUUCAAACUUUGCCUCUAAACAAACCUGAUAGGAAAAGCACUGACCACACCACAGCAACAUUGUUAAAUUCUCAAUGAUAAAAACCUUUGCUGUAAAUAUGAAUUGUCAUUUUUUGUGGAUUUUACUCCCACAGUUACUUCCAAUGUCCAAAGAAAUUUCCAGGCACCACCAUCACUACAAAUGUAGUGCACGAGUUGCCAUUUAUUGUAUGACAGGGGGAGAUGAAAUAUUGUAGAAAGAAAUUGUAAAACAUAUUUUGAGAAAUAAAUGUACAAAUUAUAACAGUAUUGGUUAAAAUAUUUUAUUUUUAUUUUUUUGAAUAUCCCUAUAGAUCCAAUUACUAUUGGGGUAAAUAUGAUUUCAGUCAUUGUAAAAAGACAAAUUAUAAAAGUAAGCAGCGAGCAUACGAGUAGGAAAAUAAAAGGAAUAAAAUAAU